GCGUGUCAGGUGGACUGAAAUAGCUGUUGGGUGGAUCUCGGCUCAGCACCCUGUACCUUGUACUGUCCUGGUCCCCUGGAACCAACACUUACACAGGCGAUAGGAACAGUGCUACUUAUUAACAGGGAUCUUGAACAUUGGUUUCUUCAGCGUACCAGCAAAGUCACGCGAAACGGACACAGUUGUCUGUUAAAGAAAGUCAGUUACAAGCGUUGAUCGCACGUUCUAAUCAAAAUGGAGGGUCAGCGAACUCCUGAGAUUCUGGACUACCGGAAUAAGAAUGGUCAUGGAUGGUCCUUCUUCAAACAUGACGGCAUCCUCCGGUCGAUUAACACCACUCCUGAGGAUGUCACGGAAAUGACCCGAAAAGUUCAGAAACUCGAACUGAGAGAUGAUGACGUCUUGGUUGCAGCAUAUCCUAAAUGUGGUACCCACUGGUUGUGGGAAAUCGUCACCAUGCUCAAGGCCGGUAACUCUGAGUACAACAAGAAGGCUAAGGAAAUCGCCAUGUUGGGGAUGCCGAAGUUUGAGCGGGCUGAUGAACUCCCCUCCCCGAGAGUUCUAAACUCACAUCUAAAUUUCCGUCAUCUGCCGGAAAAGCUGGUGGAAAAGAAGAUACGAACAAUCUUCAUCAUGCGAAAUCCCAAAGAUGUCAGCGUAUCCCUUUUUAACCAUCUUAACGGAAUAAAAUUGAGUUUUAGGUUUGACGGGACGUAUUCAGAAUUUCUGGAUCUGUUUCUGGAAGGAAAAGUGGCCAGUGGUGAUUAUGUCGACUACGUAAAGGAUUGGCUGCAAGUGAAACAGGACAACCCGGACUUGCCAAUGUUGACGUUGUUUUAUGAAAACUUGAAAAAGGAUCCUGUUAAAAACAUCAAAACGGUUGCCGACUUCAUUGGAGUCCCUGUCAGUGAUGAACUAUGUGAGCAAAUAGCAGAAGCGUGCAGCUUUAAGAAGCUCAAAUCGGCAGACACUGAAGUCAAAGAGCACACCACUAAUCCGUUGAGCAUGUGGAAGGAAGGUCGCCAAGGAGUUUACAGAAAAGGUGAAGUAGGGGAUUGGAAGAACUGGAUAACAGUUGCCCAGAACGAAAUAUUUGACAACGUCAUUGAGCGCCGAUUUGAAGGAACAGGCAUUGUAUUCACGUAUGAAUAACGGUUAUAUGGUGAUCAUGGGGUUGUGGACACUGAAUGCCAAAUAUCAUCCAGGAUAUAUCCAUGAAUAUUCAUCUCUAAGCUGUAUGUUCAUGUCAAACCACAGAGUUUGACCUCUGACCCUUACAGGUUAUUUGGCUGACACUGAAAUUGAGGUAAAGUUAGGCAGAAUCAAUCAAUGUUGUAACAAGAUGGAUGACUGAGUUUUUGUGUUUGUGUUGUGCCAUGAACCAUUAUCCGAUUUAUAUACCGUUACUUGUUGGCUAGAAUCAAUCAAUGUUGUUCCAAGAUGGAUGGGUGAUUGAGUGGUAUUUGUGUUGUGCCAUCAACAGUUAUCCAUGUUAUAUACCCGUUACAUGUCAAAACAAAUCUAAGGGAAAUAUAAGUAACUGUAUUUACAAUGUAUUUACCGGUAUUUGAGUUUGAAACUGCAUAUAUUAAAAAAGCUAUGUCCUUGAAGCUAGUAUUAUGUGUAAAUGUUCGUAACACGUGAGCAAAGCAUAAAACAAUCUAUGAAUGUAUUAUGUCUGUAAAUAUGGAUUAAACUGACAAAGUUUAACAAUUAUGUUAUGAAACCCCUGUCAUAAAAU
This is a messenger RNA of Haliotis rubra (blacklip abalone), 1741 nucleotides long. Its product is annotated as sulfotransferase 1C2-like. Gene Ontology annotation, molecular function: sulfotransferase activity. Gene Ontology annotation, biological process: sulfation. The record is from RefSeq and is a predicted model, not a curated record. Gene Ontology annotation, cellular component: cytoplasm. The coding region runs from base 235 to 1152 and encodes 305 amino acids. Lineage: Eukaryota; Metazoa; Mollusca; Gastropoda; Lepetellida; Haliotidae. The transcript has 6 exons.